This is a messenger RNA of Mercurialis annua (annual mercury), 3068 nucleotides long. Its product is annotated as gibberellin 20 oxidase 1-like. Gene Ontology annotation, biological process: response to light stimulus; flower development; unidimensional cell growth. NCBI's taxonomy places the organism in Eukaryota, Viridiplantae, Streptophyta, Magnoliopsida, Malpighiales, Euphorbiaceae. Bases 1396 to 2559 code for a protein of 387 amino acids. The transcript is spliced from 3 exons. Gene Ontology annotation, molecular function: gibberellin 20-oxidase activity. The record is from RefSeq and is a predicted model, not a curated record.
AGAUAUACUUGACAAAUUGUGUUCACUUUUAUAAUGAAAAAAAAAUUAGACUCAUAAUUUUGAGGUAAAGUUGCAAGAAUUUUUUUCAAUAAUUCGUUCAUAAGAGACAUCCUUACCAAGCAACCUAACUUUGUUUACAAUGUCGAGCAACUUGUUCCACUAAUCUUUGAUAUUUUGUAAUUCAUUCACCUUCAUCAUCUCGAACACUCUAACCGGAUUUGAGUGCUUGCUUAUUUUUGGCUUUUUCAUUAUCUUGUUAUUCGUUUUUAAGAUAGUCUCAUGUGUCCUUUUACAGACUCUUAGGUGCAUAACUCUUGUAUAAAUUGUGCUUGACACAACAGUAAAUAAGUAGGCUUUGACUUUAGACUUUCUUAUCUUUCGAUUUUGUGGAUCUUCAAUCAUCACGAAAUAUGUUGGCAAUGAUGGAAUUGCAUAUUUUCUUUACUGCCUCACAAAGAUCUAUACUUCAAGAUAAACUGUUAUUUCAAUUUCUAUACUGAUCUUUUCUUUUUGUGUUUCGCUCAACCCGCAGACCGUUUGAAAUCCUUUUGCUAGUUAGAGCUUUCUAGGCUAAUGCUCUCAUACUAUGUUUACAAGUUGAAAAAAAUAUAGAGAUACGAAGAACAAUUCGAAUUGCAUUAGUAUUCAAUAACAUGACUUGCCUUGGCAAUACAAAACAAAUAAAUCUAAAUUUAAAUAGAAAAUAUUGCUUAAAUGAUCUAAAGUAGGAUAAGAAUAAGAGGGCUAAUUCAAAAACUAUUGACUAACACUAAAUUCAAAAACCAACAAUUAUCUAAUUUGAAUUAUUUGCAACAGUAGGGAGUUUAGAAGCAUUCUACUCUAACAAACCCUCCACUCAUGGAUGAUUGAGUUACAGGUCUCUAAGGAAGAAGAAUGUAAAAAUUUAGCCAAUUUAAAAUGCAACUCCUAAUCCAUGCUUGGUUUUUGUGGCAUAAUUAAUUAUUGUUGAUGUUGAUUCACUUGAAUUAUAUUUUAUUAUCUUGCACUGUCUUACUAAUUUACAGUACCAGUUUCAUAGACAAUCCUUUCAGUUAUGCUUCCCUCAUUUUAUAUCACCCAUCUUUCAUGCUAGUUGUAGAAUAAAUACAGAUAAAAAAUAAGACUUUGAGGUGGCUUUUGUCUUUUCUCUUAUCUUCAUCUGAAAUUUUCAUUAAACUUUAUCCAAUUUCCAUAUUCCCUUUCAUGAAUCACUGUCAUCUCUCUCUCUCUCUCUCUCUCUCUCUCACACACACACACACACACACACACACACACACACACACACACUCACGCACAGAGACAUAACCAUUUUAGAAACUCUUCCUGGUUUGACAGACACAGACAUAAUUAUUUUAGAAACUCUUCCUGGUUUGACUUAUUUAGAAUUUUAAUUAUAUGCCAAACAUGUCGAUGCCUCUUCCUCUUGAGCUACUUCAGCAAAUAGACUAUUCAAAAAUUGAAAAAGAGCUAUUUGUUUCUGAUGCUGCAAUUCUUGAGGAACAAUCAGGCAUACCCUCACAGUUCAUCUGGCCAGAGCAUGAAAAACCAUGCCUCAACUGCCCAGAACUUGCAAUUUUGCCUAUUGACUUGGGAAGCUUUCUAUCUCGGGACCCCCAGGCUGUCCAAAAAGCUUCUGAGCUAGUUAAUGAAGCAUGCAGGAAACAUGGAUUCUUUCAAGUUCUUAAUCAUGGAGUUGAUUUGCAGCUUAUAGAUAAAGCUCAUGAGUACAUGGACAUGUUCUUUGGCUUGCCGCUCUCGAAGAAGCAGAGAGUUCAGAGAAAGUCGGGAGAGCGCUAUGGAUAUGCUAGCAGCUUCACUAGCAGAUUUUCUUCUCGUCUUCCAUGGAAAGAAACACUUACUCUGCACUUCUCUGCUGAAAAUCAGUCCAAAAGUGUCAAAAAGUAUUUUUCGGAUACAACUGGAGAUGAUUUCAAACAAUUCGGGAAUGUGUUCCAAGAAUAUUGUGAAGCUAUGAAUAGUCUGGCCCUUGAGAUUAUGGAGCUUUUGGGGACAUGUCUCGGAGUUGGGCGAGAAUACUGUAGUGAUUUCUUCAAGGAAACCGAUUGUUCAAUGUUGAGAUUAAGUUAUUAUCCUCGUUGCCAAAGACCUGAUUUAACUCUUGGAACUGCGUCCCACUGUGACCCCACAUCUUUAACAAUUCUUCAUCAAGACGAUGUUGGUGGCCUUCAGGUUUUCAUGGAUAAAAAAUGGCAUUCCGUUCGCCCUGAUCCAAGUGCUUUUGUUGUGAAUAUUGGUGACACAUUCAUGGCUCUCUCAAAUGGCGUUUACAAGAGUUGCUUGCACAGAGCAGUGGUAAACAAGGAAAGAGCACGGAAAUCUGUUGCUUUUUUUCUUUCUCCAAAGAUGGAUAAGGUGGUGAAGCCGCCAAAUAAAUUGCUGGACUCUGGAAGUUCAAGAAGGUACCCUGACUUCACAUAUUCAACUAUGGAAGAAUUCCUCCACAAACAUUACACUGCGCCUGACAUGAAAACCCUUCAUGUCUUCACAACCUGGCUUCAACACCAGAACCACUCUGAAGGUACAAAUUCUGAAAUAUAAGACUGAAGGAUUGUAAUUUGCAUUCGCUAAGAUGAAGAUUGACUUGGUAGCAGUGUUUUGUCUUUUUAUCAAAGGGUCAUCGCGGUCUUAGGGUUAAUUAAAUCACACUUGGCCAUUUUAAUCUAUUAGGUACAAUACUCUCUAAUCUUAGGUCAAUUAACCUCAAAAUUGUACUAAAUGAACACGCUUGCAGGUUGCGAUGACUCAAUUUAGGAGUUAAUUAACUUAAAAAUUAGAGAGUAUUGUUUUUAAUUGAUUAAAAUGGCUAAGUGUGAGUUAAUUGAUCAUGACGUACAAGUUCAGGAUGCACUGUGCUGUCUUCUUUUGUUUAGCUUCUUCUUCAUUGUGUUUAAGUGCGUAACCUGUCUAAUCCUGUUAUUAAGCUUGCUUGUGGCUAGUUACCAAGCUUUUCAUUUACUUCUUACAAUCAUCGUCAGCUUAACGUGUAUAUAAGUUUGGUGGCUUUGUAAAUGAAAUCAAUGUUAAUAAAAUAUGGUGUCUUAACUAAA